Messenger RNA from Metarhizium acridum CQMa 102, 960 nucleotides. RefSeq lists its product as uncharacterized. Gene Ontology annotation, molecular function: ATP binding; protein kinase activity. Gene Ontology annotation, biological process: signal transduction; protein phosphorylation. Lineage: Eukaryota; Fungi; Ascomycota; Sordariomycetes; Hypocreales; Clavicipitaceae. The record is from RefSeq and is a predicted model, not a curated record.
AUGGCUGGCCUACGCUGGACUUGCGAUGAUUUAAUUCGCUACCGUGGACAUUGGUUUGACACGAGCAGUCUCAACCCGAUGAUUGAGCGGCUCCUUCUUGCUUACCCCUCUUCCACCAUCUUCGCAAUCGGCGGCCAUUCGGUCGUCGUGCACAUCUCUCCAAGCAUCGUUGCGAAAGUGGCGGCCAAAGCAGGAGACGGCAGGCUACGGAAUGAGCAGAAAAUGUUUGAACUGUUUCAUCAAUCCCAGUGUCAGCAUAUUGUUAAAUGCUUUUUCCGCGGAAUCGACGUCAGCUUUCUCGAAUGUCUUUCCCAAGGCACCCUCCACGACAGAAUAAGUAUGGUCUUCAGGACUCCCCGACCUGUCCACCACUGGAUGUUGCAGCUAUCAUCUGCAGUCGCGUAUGUAGAGAGUUUAGGGUAUGCCCAUGGCGACAUCAACCCUCAAAACGUUUUGCUUGACGACAACGAUGGACUGAAAUUGAUCGACUUUGAUCAUUCACUACUGAUCGGUGACCGCCUCGAUGUGGGAUAUGAGCCUUAUGUUCGACAAUAUAGAAUCGGCGCGAAAGACGAGGGCGGGACCUUUGGUGUUGCUGGACCGACGACAGAGCAGUACGCUCUAGGGUCGAUGUUUUGGUACAUGUCGCGGGGCACUGAGUUGUAUGCUGAGCUUGAAGGGCCAGACCGGGUUGAUCGCUUGAUUGACGAUAUUUUCCCAGAGGUCAACUUGGAAGACCCCAUAGACAAGAUUAUAGACAACUGUUGGCAUGGACGGUACGGUCGUGUGGCUGACCUGCUCAAGGACGUGGAAGGGAUCAUGGGGAGCACGAGAAAGGAGCAAAAGUUGGUAGAUGGAAGUGACGAGGUUGAGAAGCGGCGCAUUUGUGAAGAAUACUACAACAGCGUAACACGUCCACAGGAAGAUCUAGCUGUGGAUAACAUGGAUACAGAUAAUUAA